This is a messenger RNA of Pyrus x bretschneideri (Chinese white pear), 1349 nucleotides long. RefSeq lists its product as uncharacterized. The record is from RefSeq and is a predicted model, not a curated record. The transcript has 3 exons. The coding region runs from base 554 to 1087 and encodes 177 amino acids. NCBI's taxonomy places the organism in Eukaryota, Viridiplantae, Streptophyta, Magnoliopsida, Rosales, Rosaceae.
GUCUUACAAGUCUUCAAGUCAGUCAAUUAUACUGAGACUAUAUACAAUCUCAAAAAAAAAGGAUUUACAGUUCAUCUGAAUCCCUUUCAAAGAAGACAGAAAUGGCUGGAUCUUUCAUGGGACAAGAUUUUCUCUCCGCAUCUGUCCACGUGCUGUGUGAACAGACGGCGUCAAUGGAGUUGCGCGACUUAUUCUCCCAAAGGAAUCUUGACGACGAUUCACUCAACAGACUGGGGGGGAGCUGUCGACUCUUUGUGCAGUGCUCAACUAUGCAAAACAACAGCAAGUUACAAACCCUGCUGUGAGAGACUGGCUUGGAAAGCUUCGAGACGUCGUCUUUGAUGUGGAGGACCUACUGGGUGAGAUCACCAGUACUAGUAGUACUGCGCAAGUUUUACAACGACCAACCGAUGGAUUGACGACCAAGGUGUUGAACUUCCUCUCCACUUCUUUCAAUCUUUGUAAUAAUAAUCAAGGCGUGGAUUCUAGGAUUGAAGAGUUAUUACAAAUCUUAGAACAUCUUGCUAAACAGAAAGAUAGCUUGUUCGACGAAAUGGCGGAUCUUUGGGAUGAGAGACCUGCAAGCUCUUCACCCAACAAGGAAAUUUACGAGCCUAGACAGAAGAAAAAGGCUGCUUCAGCAGAAUUGACCUUUUUAUUCAUUAGCCUCUGCCUAGAGAUUUUGUCCAUUGCAUUUGAUCAGGCUUCCUCUCCAAGUAAGCCCCAUUAUGCAUUGUUUGGUAUGUUGCUGGCUAUUGUGGGGGUACUCAUUUCCGCCUUGGAGUUCAUUUACAAAGGUAUAAAAGGAAAAGUUGUACUGAUAAAGUUGGGAAAGCUGUGGUGGUUUUAUUAUCCUCCGCCUCCCUGUUACGAGCCUUUCGGUACCAUCAUUGAAAUUUAUGGAUUAGUCGGUGGCAUUGCUCAGUGUGUUUCGUCUAUAAUUCAAUAUGUCUACUUCUCUCAGCAUUUGGAUAGUCCUUUCAAAGUCUCCCUUUUGCCUGCCAUCCUUGUCCUAUGUUUGAUUACUUCAAGAUUAAGUGAAGAUCGAAUGCGGAUUAGAGAUGGGGCAGGUGGCAGGUCACUAUAAAAUUACAACAUCCAAUCUGGUUGAUUGAAUUAUUACACCAAUUUGUGCUUAUGUGCUUCUCCCAGAUCCCUUAAAAUGCUGGAAACUGAUGCAAUCAAUAGUACUGUCGAUUGGAGAAGGGGCAGGUGCCUGUAAAAUUUUCUUUUAGCAGUGGAGUUGGCUCAACCAAAAGACUCUCCCAACUGCGCGCAUGGUUUAUGCUUGAGCAAGCCAAUAAACUGGAUGUAUUGCUUUCAUUUCAUUUAUAUAUAUGCUUUCUAGA